AUUAUUUGCUAAUUGUUAAAAAGCUGGUUGUCAUCGAUACGUAUUCUUAUUGUCAUAAACGUUUCAACCACAUCGUUGUCUACAACUUGAAAUCUAUAAUACUAAAUCGAGUGAUCGAUAAUUAUAGAAUACACGUCUAUUUCUUAAUUUGUAAUUAAUGUUUGAAGAGAAUCAAAAUUAUUUUAGAGGAACCCUAACCUGAAAGAACACUUAUAUUCUUUCACUUGGAAUUUAUAUGUGUGUAUCAUUUAUAGUUUUAUACAACCCCUCAAUUUCUUUUUGUUGUUAAUUAAUACCAAUUGAUUAUCUUUAAUCCAAAAGCUCGAGUACAAAAAAUUAUUAUAAUAUCGUAUAUGCCUUCAAACACAAGGCAGCCGGCCGGCCCAAGGCGGCAAAGCCCAUUGGGCGACGGUGGCACGAAUUAUAUGGCUUUUUUUUUUUUUAAUUGUCUUUGAUGUUCUGUUUAAAAACAAGAACCUUUAGCAUAAUUACCUUCCAAUCUGCCAAUCUCUCUUAUCAAAUGCCCUUUGCAAAUCCUCCCUUCUAAUCUCUUUCCUCCUCAGCCGCCAUGGUAGCAGGUUCUAGCUGUUGUGCCGGAGACUCGGUCGAUGGAAGGUAACGUUUGAUUGAUUUCCUUCUAUCUUCUAUCACUAGCUAGUUUGGGCCACAGAUCAAUGAAGGGAGCGGCCGCCGCCGCCGCCGUGUCGGCGAGCAACACCUCGUGGCGGAUCUUCACGUACAAGGAGCUCCACGUGGCCACCAAUGGGCUUAGCGAAGACAACAAGUUGGGAGAAGGCGGGUUUUGGGAGCGUCUAUUGGGAGAAGACCAACGACGGACUAAGAUUGCGGUGAAGAAGUUGAAGGCGAUGAACUCGAAGGCGGAAAUGGAGUUCGCGGUGGAAGUGGAGGUGCUUGGAAGGGUGCGUCACAAGAAAUUGUUAGGGCUUAGAGGGUAUUGUGCCGGCACCGAUCAACGCCUCAUAGUUUAUGAUUACAUGCCAAAUCUCAGCCUCCUGUCUCAUCUCCACGGCCAGUUCGCCGACGAGGUUCAGCUAGACUGGAAGUGCUGGAUGAAGGUUGCCAUCGGCUCCGACGAAGGCCUUCUGUAAGUGAAAACCCUCAUCUCCUGGUUUUUCUAAUGACAUAUAUCCAUAAAUAAAUCUCUCUCAAUGACACGAGGUAUUGGAUCAACUUAUACUUGAUAUGUUACACUUGAUAUUUCACAAUAUUUGAUGACCAAAAUAUCUUGUUUUCAAAUCUCGAUAACCUUCAUUUGUUAAGCAUAUAGUAUUCGGAUAUGUGCACUCUUCAAGCCCAUAUGACCAGUUGGUUUAAAUUUGUGAGGACAUGUGUUAAUAAAUGGUAAAAGAUUCAUAAUUGGACAUCUUCCAAUAAUUCGAGUUAUUAGAACCAACUGGUUAUUAACAUUGUAUCAGAGCCUUUCAUAAUAACCCUAACUCGAAUAUGAAAAACACAUAAUUUCUACUACUAUGAUAAAGAAUGCAUAUAUGCCAAAUUACAUAAUAAUACUGCUCGUACGACUCAUACUAUAAUAGCUUGAUAUUAGUAGCAACUAGCGUGGGCCCCGACCAGUUGUCCGGAGGAAGGUGAGAUAUGAAAUUUGAUAAUGUAAUGGGGUGUAUAGCUUAUUGUUGUAUAGUUUUUUUUUUUGGGAAACACGUGAUAAAAAUAGUGAAUUUUAGCAGGAAAGAGACAUGAUUGAUGCAACGAAUCAAAAAUCGGCCUUAUGAACCAAAAUCAAGUACCUGUUACCUUGUGAAACAAUAAUGUUUCUGGUAAUAUGAUGAGGUGGAGUAAGUUUUAUAGAAACCGAAUUCCAGAAAAUCGAAUAAAAAAUCGCCUAUCCCGUCGGUUUUCGGGAAAUGAGCAUCUCACAAUCGUUGCUAUCUUUCACUCGGCCCGUUGGUCGAUUAAUUUGCUUUAUAAAACUUUCAUCUUGUCGUCAUUGUGCUUUCUGGUUUUUGUCAGGCCAUGAUAAAAUCUAAGGAAAUCAAGAACGAACAACACGAUUUGGGAUAGGAACCGCCGUUGUCGUAUCCCUAGAAAAUGGUGGUAAACACGGACUCACCUGCCAAACUGGUUUGGAUUGAGAUUUUUAUUGGGUAUCAGGGAACCAUGUGAUUAUAAAUUAGACUUGAUCAAAACGGGUCAAAACUUAAAAUUCAGCCUGUUUGACCGACUCAUGCCAAAUUCUAAUUAUUAUUUACUUUUAAACUUUCUAUUUGAAAAUAAAAAAUAGUGAAAGAAAAGAGAUGACUGCAAUUCGCCAUUUUCACAUCACUUAUUCGGGAAUAAAACCAUAGAAAUUCAAAGGAACUGAAAAUGUUUAGGAUCGUUUUAAUGUUUAAAAUAACCAAAUAGAUCUUUCUGUUUAGUUUUUUACUAACAAAUACCAAACGAUUCCCUAUAAAAUACACUAUAAUUUGAUCAUUAUGAUAUCAAAUAAUUAUAUAAUAUAUAUUUGAAAUAAUAAAAAUUGGACUAAUUGGUUGGUCGAGGUUGAACCAUUGAAUAACUUUAAAAUACAUUAUAUUUUAGCCAAUAAGAUAUAAAAUAAUAGCAUAAUAUAUAUUAUGCCAGAGAAAAUAGCUUGUUUUAGAAUGUCAAAUCAAUGAUGUUCAUUUGUUCUACUUGAUGGCCAAAUCCCGUGUAGGUCGGGUCCAUUCAACUCUUUUAUUUUAUGGUAAGCGGUUAGCCCAUUAGAUACCAUGCAUUAGUUUAUUGUUAAAUUUUUUAUUUUUAGCAAUAAAACGAAGUAUUGUUUUUGCAUUUUCAUAUAUAUUUUAUCACCACAGAGAAAUAAAAGGGUAUAAAGAAAAAAAUUGACACUCCUGGACCCGUUUAAAUCCGCAUGUGUACGGUAAGUUGGCCCGUUCCACAUAGAAAAGAGAAAAAAAUUGACACUCCCUAUUCUACCUCCUGGAGUAGAGAAUUUGAAAUGGGGGAAGAGUUUUUUCCUCCCUGCUAUUAUAUGUUUUUAAUUUAAAAGGAUACAACAAAUGUACUUAGUGUGAUUGGUUAUGAUCCUUGCCUUUCUUUAAAAUGGUCAUGUAUCUUUUUAAUGAAUAAAAAAAAAGUAA
Molecule: messenger RNA, 3101 nt
Organism: Linum trigynum
Lineage: Eukaryota; Viridiplantae; Streptophyta; Magnoliopsida; Malpighiales; Linaceae
Source: the annotation of a GenBank genome assembly